ACACCUUUUAAAAUAUUGUUUACACUCUAUAGUGACUGCCCGCAUAUAAAAAAUUGUAAAAAAAUAAAAAUUUUAAUGCGUUUAGUCAAAGAAUGAAGCCCUGUUUCAACUAAAGAUAUAAGGAAAAAGUUGUUAAACCAAAAUAAAUGAUUUUGGGAUUUUAAUUUGAAAUGUUUCACCCUUUACAAAUACAAAUGGAUAUUUAAGCAUGCAUUAUUAUGGAAUACAUCAGUUUGGAAGGAGAAGUUCAGGAUCUGUAGUGGAAAAACACCAACAGAUCAGCUGUCAUAUCUGAAACCCUCGUUCAUUUAGUUUUUACAGAUCCAGCAGAGACUAAUGCGCUUAUCCAGGUCUUAAUAAUGUGUUUCUGUUGGGGGUUAGACACCUCCUCCCUUCGCCUCCGUCUGCUCCUCCUUUGUCCUCACGUUAGACUGCUACCAUCUGCUCUGUUGUUGUUGAAAGCCUUAACACUUGUGCUGCCUCCUUUCACUCCGCACGAGCGUUUGUUCUGCGGACGCUCGGCUUCGUCUUUUUCAAAGACGGCGGCGUGACGUCAGCGUCCAAGGCUGUGGAAACCAACCCGGACAGGAUGCUCCGCGGUGUGAACCCCGCAACCUCCGCCCGCAGCGCGGCCCUGCACGCGAAGCUCUCCACCGGGUCAUGAGAGGAGCCGCAGUGUUCGGUAGAUGCGACAAUGAAAAACCGGACUCCGGAGCAGAAACUGCCGAAUCUGAUUCCAGCAGGAUGUCCCUGUCUGUCUCUGAGCCCCUGGCUGGGCGGGUCAGGUCGCCAUGGCAGCGGCGGCAGCAGCUCCUGCUGAUGAAUGUGCAUCUUCUGGCCAACCCUGGAGACUCCCUGCUGUUGCAGCAUUCUCUGGACCGCCUGCUGCGCUGGCUGUGCCCGAGCCUCCGCAUCUUCCACGUUUCCGAGAGGGCCUCCCCUUUCAGAAGCUUCACGCCUCCAAGUCCGGUGGCAGGCUACCCCUCUUUGGCCAUCACUUUCUUCCUGCACGAAGCCUACGGAGAGGAGCGGAUUCUCAAGGUGCUGGACAUCUUCCAGCGGCCGCCGUGGCAGUACCACCACACGGAGAGCUGCAGUGGCAGAACCGGAGGGAUCCACGUCGGCGGCUCUGCCUCCACCGGCCUUCUGCGGCCCUACUUGCUGCCCAGCAGAGACUUCUACAGUCUGGGCGGGGGGAUGCCUGUGUGGGGCGUGCGACCCGUCCACUGCGGCGGGGAAAUAGUGCGAGUGACUCUGUACAGUUGCCACGGUAACUAUGACGAUGCUGUGCGGCUCUACGAGACGGUCCUGCAGCGCCGGGCAGAGGAGCAGAAGGCCGGCUUCUGCUGGUUCACCCUCCACACAGAGCCCGGCCUCACCCUGCAGCUGGCACUGAAGCAGUUAUCCCCGGGGGUUCGGGUGGAGCCGUGUGACUCUGCUGUUCUGCAGUUUAGCGUGGAAGAAAUUGGCCAGCUGGUUCCGUUGUUGCCAAAUCCCUGCACCCCCAUCAGUCAGACGCGCUGGCAGACAGAAGACCUGGACGGCAACAAGAUGCUCUUCCAGGUAAAAGCUCCAGCCCGGCCUGAGCAGCCUCUCACCUGUGCUUUUCCUCUUACGUUAACCCACGUGGCCCCCCAGGGCCCCAAGCUGAGGAGUUUGACUCAGGGCAGCAGCCGCUCAGCUCCCUUCUGCUGGCAAACCCACCGGCAAGGACAGCGGCCCCGCAGUGACCCCGCCCCGGAGAAGCUCUGUGGAGGAGCAGGAAGUCUGGGAAUGGGGAGCUGCUGCAGCACACCUCCCGGGAGCUCCUGUUACUCCUCUCAGCGCAGCAGCCCAUCUCAGCUCUCAACCUCCCUCCUUCCUACGGACUCUCCUCCGGGCACCUCCAUCACCUGUUCUCUCCCCCACCUCCCACCGGAGGAGGAGGAUGAUGAGGAGUCAGAGACGAAUGUUGACACAGGAGUUGCAGUUUCUCCCUGCUCCGACUCCGCAGUCGUAGGAGUUCCUCGCUCCUCCUCGGUGGACCUCCUGAUGAGCGUCCUCCCUGACGGACCUUCAGUUGCUGUGGUUAAGGAGCGGAAACAGACGCCCCAGCCGAGGCCACGUGGGCUGUGGGUCUCCACAGACCCGCUCUUGGAGAACAGCGCGGGGUCAGAACAGAACCGCUUUGUCCAGAACAAGACUGAGCAGUUCUCUGCAGGAACACGCAGUGAAGAUCCAGCUGACGAGUUCUUCAUCUGAGUCUGAGUUUGGCUCCGACGGAUUUCUGCUAAAAGAACAUGCCUUGCUCAAUGGUAACCUUAUUGAAAUGGAGGAACUCACUGUUGGAAUGUAAAACAGUGAUUCAUGAUAAACAUUCCAAACAUUGUUUUUGCUCUCUAAUGUAAAAAAAAAGAAAGAAAACCUGGAAAAAAGGCUGGAUUUCCAAAAUCUGAGGGAACCGUUCCAAACCCCCAACCUUAAAAGAUAAUCCUGAAGCUGAGCUAAAAGUAAAACGCCUCAAUCCUGGGAAAAUAUGUUAAUUAAUGUUUUCUUUGAAAUGCCACGUUUGUUCCAACAGCCAGACGAUUGGAGAUGAAUGAUGGGAGCAACAUAAGAGGUGAACAUUUUACAUUUAGACUUGACAGUGACUUUGGCAGCUGCUUGUCUAUAAUCCAGAUUAGGAUUAUGAGGAAGAGUUGUGUACAAACGUGGCACAAACAGCCCUUGUGCUAUCCUAGGCACUUUACCAUUGGGAGUUGGGUCAUCUAGACCCACUAGACAGUGCUCUGAACCUUUUUUCUUCAAUGAUUUGUGAUCUUCACUGGUGUCCAUGGAUUACAUGAAAUCUUUCCACCUUUAUCCACCUUUGUCAUGGUAGGAAGAACACGUCACUGUAAGGGUGGGGUCAUCUAACAUAGCACAAGGGUUAGAUCAAAAGGUCUUUUGCUUCAGAGCGGUGACACUUCAGGAUCCUGAAGAUGCAUUUGACAGAAAUCUAAAACCACGGACAAUCUGGCCAAAUUAGGAUUUUCAUCCUUUAUGUUUUAAAGUAAAAUUCCAACAGAAACAUUUCUCUUUCAUCCUGACAGAAAAUAGGAUCUCACCAUCAAAAGUGCUUCACGCUCUGAUCAUACGAAACCUCUAGAUAAACAGCAGAUCUGAUCAAAGUUGAAACUUAUUUGAUUUAUUGUAAAUUUAGAUCAUAAAUUUACCAUCAAAAUGAAAAACAGAAAUAUUUAGAUUCUUUUUUUGUGCUUGUAUUGGAUGCUUUCGAUGUUUGGUUGGCAGGUGAGUGU
This is a messenger RNA of Oryzias latipes (Japanese medaka), 3278 nucleotides long. RefSeq names its product family with sequence similarity 124B (gene fam124b). The record is from RefSeq and is a predicted model, not a curated record. Gene Ontology annotation, cellular component: nucleoplasm. NCBI's taxonomy places the organism in Eukaryota, Metazoa, Chordata, Actinopteri, Beloniformes, Adrianichthyidae.